Anopheles coustani is the source of this 2686-nucleotide messenger RNA. RefSeq names its product cell growth regulator with RING finger domain protein 1-like. The record is from RefSeq and is a predicted model, not a curated record. The coding region runs from base 793 to 1992 and encodes 399 amino acids. The transcript is spliced from 7 exons. Gene Ontology annotation, biological process: negative regulation of cell growth. Lineage: Eukaryota; Metazoa; Arthropoda; Insecta; Diptera; Culicidae.
CGAGGUGGUCAGUACAACCCAAUCGCUCGGCCGGGAGUGAGCGAGAACCACCGACCUCAAGGGAAACACCACGAGCAUUGAGCUCGAGCGAGAUUAGUUCACAAAGUGACAACAACAAACCCCCCACCAGCUACCUUCCCCGGCCGUUCGGUUUGCGGGAGUAAGACAGGAACGAGACGUCGGGUUGUUUUGCCGUUUCCCGGAGCCGUUUCCGAGCCACGGCCGCGAUCUCGCGAUCGCGAACCCGAUCUCAAUUCGAGCUACUUUCUCUUUUCGAGCUUUCGAGUGCGCGCGCGCGGUUCCAUCGUCACAUCGAUCGUCGCAUCGAUCGUGCGCACAUCGCGAGGAGAUCAGAUCAUCGCGCUCCAUUCAUUGCAUCACCAGCGUCGAUACAUCGGACGUGUAGGGUUACGAUUACGAGCCGCACAGUAGUGGAGAAGACAGGGCGUACUUUAGUUCGGCGUAGUGUUUGUUUUUUUAAUUAAAUAUAUAUACACCUCUUCGGUCGCGCGAGUAGUGCGCUCCCGAUAUAUCUCGAUCGUGUGCUGCCGUGCGGUGAAUGAGCUUGUUUGGCUUACGACGAGUCUGUGCCAGCGCGUGCCAUCCGUCCGUCCGCGCAAGAGGUCCGGCUCCUCAUCGAUAUAGUUGUUAUUCGGUUGCCCUUAAGGGAGUAAAGAGAAAAACUCAACCCAACGGUAAACGGGACAAACUUCCGACGAUCGCGGUGUAAAACACUAGUGUGGAAUUUGAAAGUAAAACCGUGUGGCCAAGAGGAAAGGAAAACGUCGCAAAAUGAGCGCGUUCAGUUCGUUGGCGUUUUCCGCGGUGGAAAUCACCAACCUGCUCCCGCUGACGGCAGUGAUCGUGUGCAUCGGGGCCACGAUCAUGUUUCUGAUCAAGGCCGCCGUGAUACUCCGGGUGCAGGCCGAUGACGUUUUGAGGCCGUCGAACGUAGCGCAGCAGAACCACAACGUGCACGUACCGCGGCUGAAAAUGACCCGGGUCCACAUACCGUUCACAUUUCGGCUGCUCGACGCGGGAAACAAUUCCUUCGAUGAGGUUCGUCUAGCGGUGUCCAGCCAGGUGAGGUACUCGCUGCAGGCGUUCUGGGGCGUUUCGAUCCGGGAGCUGCACGUCUCGCUGUGGCGCACCUGGAACGAUCUGCGGAAGGCGUCGAGCUCGCUCAUCGUCGACUCCAGCUACUGUCAGCAACUGGCAACUAACGUAAGAUGCUGUCAGCCGCACUCGGAACACAUAAUCGCGCUACAGUCCCCGAAGCCACCGCUGAUCUUGGGCGCUCCCCCGCGGUUGGCCUACCCACUGGUGGUGUUUAUGAUUCGCGAAACCGAACCGGACGAGCUGCUGCAUCCCGAUGAGACGGUGAUUCUGGUGAAUGUCGUCCACCUGCGUGACCCCGUCUGCCCGCUACCGACGUCGAUUCUGGCGCAGUAUCUGAAGCAAGCGAGCGGUCAACUGUCUUGUCUGAAGCAACUGUACCUGGCCACCGGUGAUCCGAUGACGGCGGACGAAGGAAGUGGCGGACCAACGGCAACCAGUGCUGGAGGAUCGAACAAUGGUGGUGCCGGUGGUAGUGGUGGCAGUAGCGGAGCAAGCAGUGGUGUCCCGACCGGAACACUUUCACUCGCCGAACCGGUGGCCUGUGCCGGGAACAACGAGCCGCUGCUCUGUUCCGACUCGGCACCCCGGGACUGCCCGGUCGGAGAGCAACUGUGCGUCGUGUGCCAUUACUUCCCACUGUCCCGUGCGCUGCUUCCGUGCCGACAUACGUGCAUCUGUGCAGUUUGUUUCUCCAAACUGGACCGGUGUCCAAUGUGUCGUGCAACAAUUACGAGCUACUUCUGUAUACGAAACGAGGAAUAUCUACCGGCUAAUACGACAAACGAGCUUAAGGUCAACAGCAAACCGAAAGGAACCGUUCACUGGCUGGACGCACUGAACGAUCGGUUAACCGAUUUUCUCGGCUUUCGGUGAAGCCCGCCGUAGGAGACGGCGAAAUUGCAAACGAUACGGUGGGGCAGGUUCCGGAAUGGAUGUCGGCGAGAGGAGAACGUCUGGUAGGGGUUGGUUUGGAUGGAUGCUGUUAAAUUUUACUAUCCGCGUCGCCGCAGUGCCCUCGCCCCAACCACUAUGGUUUCUGUGUAAGCAGGAGAUCGUCUGCAUCUCAAUCCCGCCUCGAUCGCCGAUGAGUGUCUUCCGCUUCAAUUCCUCAAGAUGACUUCAUAGGAGACACUGCUCCUCAACACUCGCCGAUGGAAGGAAAAACAUUUAAUUAUGAAAUAUAUUAUUACUCGCUAAGUAUUAGAUAACUGUCGGUGCAAUGUUCGCACAUGUGGAGGUACCGUACCGUUGCGUUGUGCCGUUCGAAAGGAAGAAGGUUUAUUUUAUCGAAACUCAAGACAACCGGAGAUGAUCGGUCGAACUACUAACGGGAGGGUAGAACUUUAUCGGUUCAAAUUGUCCUUUUUCAUUUGAUGUGUUUAAGAAAACUAUUGAACAGUUUCGAAGAGGAUUAUUUCUUUAGCUGUGAUUUUUAAAAUGAGACCGUAAGUGAUGUGUUACAAAAAGGGAGAAAAAAAUAUGAAUGAAGCAGAAGAAAGGGAAAUCUUUAUCCACGGAUGACUGAUUUGUGUUUUAAAUAAAGAGAAAUAAUAAGCUGUGAAUCGAA